Molecule: messenger RNA, 629 nt
Organism: Nematolebias whitei (Rio pearlfish)
Lineage: Eukaryota; Metazoa; Chordata; Actinopteri; Cyprinodontiformes; Rivulidae
Product: probable E3 ubiquitin-protein ligase HERC3
Biological process (GO): ubiquitin-dependent protein catabolic process; protein ubiquitination
Cellular component (GO): cytosol
Molecular function (GO): ubiquitin protein ligase activity
Source: RefSeq, a predicted model, not a curated record
AUGGCUGUAAGCGGUGCAAACCUGCACAACGUCUUCAUGCUGCUCACUCUUGAACCCCACCUUGCUAGAAACCCAUACCUGGUGCUCCAUGUGCGCAGAAACCAUUUAGUGAGUGACACUCUGCGUGAGCUCACCAUGUACUCCGAUGUGGACCUCAAGAAACCGCUCAAGGUGAUCUUUGACGGUGAGGAGGCUGUGGACGCAGGUGGAGUGACUAAAGAGUUCUUCCUGCUGCUGUUAAAGGAGUUGAUGGAUCCUGUUUAUGGGAUGUUCACUCAUUACAAAGAGUCAAACCUGCUGUGGUUCUCAGACACUUGCUUUGUGGAGGAGAACUGGUUCCACCUGGUCGGGAUCAUCUGCGGUCUUGCCAUCUAUAACUCCACGGUGGUGGACCUGCACUUCCCCCUGCUUCUCUACAAGAAGCUGCUGGAUGUUUCACCCUCACUGGACGACUUUAAAGAGCUCUCCCCCACCGAGGCCAGAAGUCUACAGGAACUUCUGGAUUAUGAAGGAGAUGUGGAGGAGACAUUUCUGCUGAACUUUUCUAUCACCAGAGAGAGUUAUGGGAUGAUGGAAGUCAAAGAGCUCGUACCUGGAGGUCAGAGCAUCGCUGUGGACCAGAACAACAG